UUCCUCACCAGCUUAUCUUUUCUGGAUAUUUGUUACUCAUCAUCUGUCACCCCAAAGUUCCUAUCCAACCUUUUAAAGGAGAAGAAAAUUAUUUCCUACGGGGGUUGUUUUACUCAGCUUUACUUUUAUGCUCUCUUUGCCACCACGGAAUGCUACCUCCUAGCUGUGAUGGCCUAUGACCGCUAUGUGGCAAUCUGCAAUCCUCUACUCUACUUGAUCACCAUGUCCCCAAGAAAGUGUGUUCAGCUGAUAGCAAUUUCCUACAUUGCUGGGAUCAUUAAUGCUUUCGUGCACACAAUGGCUGCAUCUAGAUUGUCCUUCUGCGGCCCAAACUUCAUUAAGAAUUUUUAUUGUGAUGCUCCUCCCCUUUUUGCUCUUUCCUGCUCAGAUAUCAGUCUUAAUUAUCUGCUGAUAUUUGUAUUUGUUGGGUUCAAUAUAACAAUAACAAGCUUGACUGUUCUCACCUCCUACACUUAUAUCCUGGUCACUAUUUUCAAGAUCCACUCUGCCAAGAGCCGUAGGAAAGCCUUCUCCACUUGCAGCUCUCACCUCAUGGUCAUCACGAUCUUCUAUGGAUGUCUGAGCUUUAUGUAUGCACAGCCAAGCUCUAGGCAGAAUUAUCAACUAGACCAAAUGGCUUCUGUGUUGUAUGUAGUGGUGACCCCCAUGCUCAAUCCAUUAAUCUACAGCAUGAGGAACCAGGAGGUAAGGAAUGCUUUCAGAAAUAUCCUGAGAAGAACAUUUCAUGUUAAACAUAUAUGA
This is a messenger RNA of Python bivittatus (Burmese python), 762 nucleotides long. Its product is annotated as olfactory receptor 5AP2-like. Gene Ontology annotation, cellular component: membrane. Gene Ontology annotation, molecular function: olfactory receptor activity; G protein-coupled receptor activity. The record is from RefSeq and is a predicted model, not a curated record. Gene Ontology annotation, biological process: G protein-coupled receptor signaling pathway. NCBI's taxonomy places the organism in Eukaryota, Metazoa, Chordata, Lepidosauria, Squamata, Pythonidae.